AACUCGGCAUAUUUUGAUUGUGAUUUCUCUUCACAUUUCCAUGAUUUUCUCGUGGUAUUCUUUUUCUAAUUUCUCGAGUGACAAGUGAAAAAGAUGCUGUGGACAAUUUUCGGUUUGGUGUCGUGCAUAAAACUCCUCUUCAUGCCGGCAUACCGGUCGACGGAUUUUGAAGUGCACAGGAAUUGGCUGGCAAUUACACACAGUCUGCCUCUGGAGAAGUGGUACUAUGAGGAUAGAAGCGAGUGGACACUGGAUUAUCCGCCGUUUUUCGCGUAUUUUGAGUGGAUUUUGUCGCAAUUUGCGAGGUUCUUUGAUGAGAAAAUGCUGAUUGUGGAGAAUCUCAACUAUGCUUCGGAGCGGACAAUUCUCUUCCAGAGGUUAUCAGUAAUCGCCACGGAUGCUGUGCUGUUGCUAGGUGUGAAAUCGUGCCUUCAAGGCGGUCAAAAGUGGUCGGAAAGACAGAGAAAUGUCCUUCCCUUCCUGGUACUCUUCAACGCUGGCCUCCUCAUGGUUGAUCACAUCCACUUCCAGUACAACGGCGUGCUUUUUGGCCUCCUCUUGCUCAGCAUCGGCGCGAUAAUGCAGGAGAAAUACGUCCAGUCGGCGAUCUUCUUCUCCGUUCUGCUCAACAUGAAGCACAUCUUCGUGUACGUGGCGCCGGUUUAUGUGGUGUACUUGCUCAAGCACUACUGCCUGGCCGGAAAGCAGCCGCUGAGGCGCUUGCUGCAGCUCGCAGCGGUUGUCGCCGGCGUGACGCUGAUCUCUUUUGGUCCUUUCCACCGCCAAAUCCCGCAGGUUCUCUCGCGGCUCUUUCCCUUCAAGCGCGGCCUGUCGCACGCGUAUUGGGCGCCCAAUUUCUGGGCCAUGUACAAUCUCGCGGACAAAGUGCUGGCGGCUGUGCUGGGAUUGAGAGCACCGGGAUCGUCCACGUCCAGCGGACUCGUGCAGACGUUCGAGCAUGUGGCGUUGCCCUCCAUAUCGCCACUGACCACAUUUGCUCUCACGGCGCUCUUCACGCUGCCGUGCGCGGUGAAAUUGCUGCUGUGGCGCUCGGGGGAUGAGAAGUGGCGGGAUUUCGUUCGCGGCGUGGUUCUGUGUGCAACGACAUCAUUCAUGUUUGGCUGGCAUGUGCACGAGAAGGCAAUACUCAUGGCGAUGAUUCCGCUCAGCCUCCUGUCCAUUCACAAUGUCCUGGAUGCCAAACACUUGAUUCUGCUGACAAUCACCGGCCUCUACUCCCUCAUGCCGCUGCUGUUCCCGCCCGAACUCACGCCAGUGUCUGUGACACUGUGUCUCGUGCAGUGCUGCCUCACCCUCUGGAGCCUCACAUGGCUGCACUCUGGCGUCGCAUUCGCCACAAUUGAGAAAGUCUACUGCAGUGGCUUUGUGGCAUUGUUCCUCUACAGUUACAUCUUCCACUUCCUCCUCAAGAUUGACGGGAAAUUACCAUUCCUCCCCCUCCUGCUCACCAGUGUCUACUGCGCCGCUGGCGUGACGAGCUUCUGGCUGCGAUACUACUAUCACUUCCUCAGGGGCAUCCCUGCCUCACCACCGGCGGUGAAGAAUAAAGUGAAGACUAAAUAAUUUAUGGCCACACUGUCUUUUUCACUCAAGCGGGGAUUUAUAUAUCUAUCGAAGAGUAGCGCGCGCGCCCGAAA
This is a messenger RNA of Phlebotomus argentipes, 1658 nucleotides long. It is a transcript of the gene xit, whose product is annotated as probable dolichyl pyrophosphate Glc1Man9GlcNAc2 alpha-1,3-glucosyltransferase. Gene Ontology annotation, biological process: protein N-linked glycosylation. Gene Ontology annotation, cellular component: endoplasmic reticulum membrane. Gene Ontology annotation, molecular function: dolichyl pyrophosphate Glc1Man9GlcNAc2 alpha-1,3-glucosyltransferase activity. The coding region runs from base 94 to 1584 and encodes 496 amino acids. The record is from RefSeq and is a predicted model, not a curated record. NCBI's taxonomy places the organism in Eukaryota, Metazoa, Arthropoda, Insecta, Diptera, Psychodidae. The transcript is spliced from 5 exons.